AUGCCCCCAUAUAGAGAAGCCCCUCAAUCAUAUGUAGAACUGGUCCAGAGAAUUGUGGCAACCCACAGACCAACAGUGCCUGACCUGCAUACUUUGCUGGCUGCCUUCUUGGGCCCAGAACACAAGCAGCACGUUUUGGAGGCUAUAGAAAAACAUUAUAAAUCCAAAAGGGCAACCAUUAACAAUCCUCCAUUAGGACACUGGCCCCAGAUUGCAGAUUUAUUGUCUCCAGCCUUUGAAAUUAAUGCCAAUGACCCUAUAGGCAUGGAAGUUCUGAGGGAGGGCCUGGAAGCUAUUAUUCAGGGUCUCAAGAAAACUCAGGCGGUCUCUCAAGUAAGCAUUCCCACCUUUGCUUUGUGCAAUAAAGAUUCUCCCCUACGUUAUGUGGAUAUUGCUAUUCCCUGCAACAACAAGGGAGCUCACUCAGUUGGUCUGAUGUGGUGGAUGUUGACUCGAGAAGUCCUUCGAAUGUGUGGUACUAUUUCCCAUGAGCAUCCAUGGGAAGUUAUGCCUGAUCUCUAUUUCUACCAAGAUCCCAAAGAGAUUGAAAAAGAAGAACAGGCUGCAGCUGAUAAGGCAGUUACCAAGGAGGAGUUCCAGGGUGAAUGGACAGCACCUGCCCCUGAAUUCACUGCACCUCCACAACCAGAGGUGUCUGAUUGGUCUGAAGGGGUACAAGUGCCUUCUGUCCCAAUUCAGCCUUAUCCCACUGAGGACUGGAGUUCACAGACUGCCACUGAAGACUGGUCUGCAGCUCCCACAGCUCAGGCUAUUGAGUGGGUUGGUACUGCCACAGAAUGGUCCUGAUUAAGCAAUAGCAAUUCAAGAAUUACAAUUGAAGAAUAAAAUAUCUUCCUUGUUAACUAAGA
Thamnophis sirtalis is the source of this 869-nucleotide messenger RNA. The record is from RefSeq and is a predicted model, not a curated record. Lineage: Eukaryota; Metazoa; Chordata; Lepidosauria; Squamata; Natricidae.